Messenger RNA from Lepidothrix coronata (blue-crowned manakin), 5138 nucleotides. RefSeq names its product LDL receptor related protein 5 (gene LRP5). NCBI's taxonomy places the organism in Eukaryota, Metazoa, Chordata, Aves, Passeriformes, Pipridae. The transcript is spliced from 23 exons. The record is from RefSeq and is a predicted model, not a curated record. Gene Ontology annotation, biological process: canonical Wnt signaling pathway. Gene Ontology annotation, molecular function: Wnt receptor activity; Wnt-protein binding. Bases 92 to 4945 code for a protein of 1617 amino acids.
CCCGCCUCCCUCCUCGCCGAGCGCAGCGCCCCGAGCAUGGAUCCUGCUUGAGCAGCUCCGAGGGCUCCGGCGGCUGCUGCGGCGGCACAACAUGGAGGCGGCGGCCCCGCCGCUCCCGCUGCUGCUGCUGCUGCGGCUCCUGGCCGCCUCGGUGCUGCGCUGCGAGCCGGGCCCGGCCGGGGCAUCUCCCCUUCUGCUUUUUGCCAACCGGCGGGACGUUCGACUUGUGGAUGCUGGAGGCACGAAGCUGGAGUCCACUGUGGUGGUCAGUGGUUUAGAGGAUGCUGCUGCAGUUGACUUCCAGUAUUCACAAGGCAUCGUUUUCUGGACAGAUGUGAGUGAAGAAGCCAUCAAGCAAACUUACAUUAACCAAACCGGGAAUGUGGUACAGAAUGUCAUCAUUUCUGGUCUGGUUUCCCCGGAUGGCCUGGCGUGUGAUUGGAUUGGGAAAAAACUUUACUGGACGGAUUCAGAAACCAAUAGGAUAGAAGUAGCUAAUCUCAAUGGAACAUCUAGAAAAGUCCUCUUCUGGCAAGACCUUGAUCAGCCCAGGGCAAUAGCUUUGGAUCCUGCUCAUGGAUACAUGUAUUGGACUGACUGGGGUGAAACACCCAGGAUAGAACGGGCAGGAAUGGACAGCAGCAUGCGGAAAAUAAUUGUUGAUUCAGAUAUUUAUUGGCCAAAUGGACUCACGAUAGAUCUUGACGAACAGAAACUUUACUGGGCUGAUGCAAAACUGAGUUUCAUUCAUAGGGCAAAUCUGGAUGGUUCCUUUAGGCAAAAAGUUGUUGAAGGUAGUCUUACUCAUCCCUUUGCUCUGACGUUGUCUGGGGACACUUUGUAUUGGACGGACUGGCAAACGCGCUCCAUUCACGCCUGUAACAAAAGGACGGGAGAGAAAAGAAGAGAAAUAUUGUCUGCCCUGUAUUCUCCCAUGGACAUCCAGGUCCUAAGUCCAGACCGGCAGCCAUACUUUCACACUCCUUGUGAAGAAAACAACGGUGGUUGCUCCCAUCUGUGCCUGCUGUCUCCAAGAGACCCCUUCUACAGCUGUGCCUGUCCCACUGGUGUGCAGCUAGAAGACGAUGGCAGAACAUGCAAAGCAGGUGCUGAAGAAGUCUUGCUGCUCGCUAGAAGAACUGACUUGAGAAGGAUUUCCCUGGACACACCGGAUUUCACUGACAUUAUUCUGCAGAUAGACAAUAUCAGACAUGCAAUUGCCAUAGACUAUGAUCCUGUGGAAGGCUACAUCUACUGGACUGAUGAUGAUGUCCGGGCAAUUCGUCGGGCCUACCUUGAUGGUGCUGGAGCACAAACUCUGGUAACCACAGAAAUCAACCAUCCAGAUGGUAUUGCUGUGGACUGGGUGGCGAGGAACCUGUACUGGACUGAUACUGGAACAGACCGCAUUGAAGUGACCCGGUUGAAUGGGACAUCAAGAAAGAUACUUAUCUCAGAAAACCUGGAUGAACCUCGGGCCAUAGUGCUCAAUCCUGUCAUGGGCUACAUGUAUUGGACAGACUGGGGUGAAAGUCCAAAGAUAGAGUGUGCUUAUUUGGAUGGCUCAGAAAGGCGAGUUCUGGUGAAUACGUCCCUUGGUUGGCCCAAUGGCUUGGCACUGGAUCUUGAAAAAAACAAGCUUUAUUGGGGAGAUGCAAAAACAGAUAAAAUUGAGGUCAUAAAUGUUGAUGGAACAAUGAGGAAAACCCUUCUAGAAGAUAAGCUUCCACAUAUAUUUGGGUUCACACUGCUUGGAGAUUACAUCUACUGGACUGACUGGCAGAGACGAAGCAUUGAAAGAGUUCACAAGAUAAAGGCCAGCAGAGAUAUCAUUAUUGAUCAGCUGCCAGAUUUAAUGGGCCUUAAAGCAACAAGUGUUACCAAAGUGUUUGGAACUAAUUCAUGUGCAGAGAACAAUGGAGGCUGCAGCCAUCUGUGUUUCUUUACACCCCAGGAGACCAGGUGUGCCUGUCCCAUUGGCCUUGAGCUGUUGAGUGACAUGAAGACUUGCAUCAUUCCUGAAGCCUUCUUAGUUUUCACAAGCAGAGCAGCAAUUCAUAGGAUUUCUCUUGAAACCAAUAAUAAUGAUGUUGCUAUUCCUCUUACUGGAGUCAAGGAAGCAUCUGCUCUGGAUUUUGAUGUCUCUGAUAACAGAAUCUAUUGGACUGAUGUUAGUUUGAAGACCAUAAGCCGAGCUUUCAUGAAUGGGAGCUCUGUUGAACAUGUGAUUGAGUUUGGGCUAGAUUAUCCUGAGGGAAUGGCUGUAGACUGGAUGGGGAAGAACCUCUACUGGGCAGAUACUGGGACCAAUCGCAUUGAAGUAGCCCGCCUGGAUGGACAGUAUAGGCAGGUCCUUGUGUGGAAGGACUUGGACAACCCGAGGUCUCUGGCUCUUGAUCCUACCAAAGGAUACAUGUACUGGACUGAGUGGGGAGGAAAACCAAGGAUUGUUCGAGCGUUUAUGGACGGAACAAACAGCAUCACUUUGGUGGACAAAGUGGGUCGUGCCAAUGACCUCACUAUUGAUUAUGUGGACCAAAGGCUCUAUUGGACUGACUUGGACACAAGCAUGAUUGAGUCAUCAAAUAUGCUCGGACAAGAACGAGAAAUCAUAGCAGAUGAUCUACCUCAUCCAUUUGGAUUGACCCAAUACAGUGACUACAUCUACUGGACAGACUGGAACCUUCACAGCAUAGAAAGAGCAGACAAGACCAGUGGGAAGAACAGGACACUUAUUCAGGGCCAUCUGGAUUUUGUGAUGGAUAUAUUGGUCUUCCAUUCUUCACGUCAGGAUGGCUUGAAUGAUUGUGUGCAAAAUAAUGGCCACUGUGGUCAUUUGUGCCUUGCCAUACCAAAUGGAUUUAGAUGUGGCUGUGCUGCUCAUUAUACCUUGGAUCCCAACAGCAGGAACUGUAGUUCCCCUGCCAGUUUCCUGUUAUUUAGCCAGAAAUCUGCCAUCAGCCGGAUGAUACCAGAUGAUCAGCAAAGUCCAGAUAUCAUCCUACCUAUGCAUGGUCUGAGGAACGUCAAGGCUAUUGAUUAUGAUCCCUUAGAUAAAUUGAUCUAUUGGGUGGAUGGACGUCAGAAUAUUAUAAAAAGAGCCAAAGAUGAUGGCACUCAGCCUUUCACUGUGAUGAGUACUCCAAACCAAAGUCAGAACCCAGAGAAGCAGCCACAUGACCUCAGCAUCGAUAUAUACAGCCAUACCUUGUACUGGACUUGUGAGGCCACAAAUUCAGUCAAUGUCCACAGGCUGAACGGCGAGUCGAUCGGGAUGGUGCUGCGAGGGGACCACGACAGGCCCAGAGCCAUUGUAGUGAAUGCAGAGCGAGGGUACAUGUACUUCACCAACAUGCAGGAGCGAGCCCCCAAGAUUGAGCGUGCAGCCCUUGAUGGCACAGAGAGGGAAGUGCUUUUUACAACUGGGUUGAUCCGACCAGUAGCGCUGGUGGUUGACAACAAACUUGGAAAGCUUUUCUGGGUGGAUGCAGAUCUGAAGCGCAUUGAAAGCUGUGACCUGUCAGGUGCUAACCGUGUGACCCUAGAGGACUCCAACAUCCUUCAGCCCAUGGGACUCACUGUGCUGGGGAAUCACUUGUAUUGGAUUGAUCGUCAGCAACAAAUGAUUGAGAGAGUGGAGAAAGUGAAUGGGUACAAAAGGACUAGAAUUCAAGGCCGGAUUGCUCACCUAACAGGCAUUCAUGCUGUGGAAGAGCUUGAUAUGGAAGAAUUCUCUGUGCAUCCAUGCUCCCGUGACAAUGGUGGAUGUUCACACAUCUGCAUUGCCAAAGGAGAUGGAACUCCAAGAUGUUCAUGCCCCGAGCACCUUGUGCUUCUACAGAAUCUCUUAACAUGUGGAGAACCUCCAACUUGCUCCCCAGACCAGUUUACCUGUGCAACUGGAGAGAUUGACUGUAUCCCAAUGGCAUGGCGGUGUGAUGGAUUUCCUGAGUGUGAUGACCAGAGUGAUGAAGACAGUUGCCCCAUAUGCUCUGCAUCCCAGUUCCAGUGUGAGAAGGGGCAGUGUAUUGAUGCACACUUGCGAUGUAAUGGAGAAAUUGACUGUCAAGAUAAAUCUGAUGAAGCAGAUUGUGAUACAAUUUGUCUACCCAAUCAGUUCCGAUGUGCAAGUGGCCAGUGCAUCCUCCUGAAGCAACAGUGUGACUCCUUUCCAGAUUGUAUUGAUGGUUCUGAUGAGCUUAUAUGCGAAAAAUCAAAGCCAGCCUCAGAUGAGUCACAGCCACACAGUAGUGCCAUCGGUCCUGUCAUUGGUAUAAUACUGUCACUUUUUGUCAUGGGAGGAAUGUACUUUGUUUGCCAGCGAGUGGUGUGUCAGCGCUAUGCUGGGCCCAACAGUCCUUUUCCACAUGAGUAUGUCAGUGGCACCCCUCAUGUCCCUCUUAAUUUUAUUGCUCCGGGAAGUUCUCAGCACGGCACUUUUACUGGCAUCUCUUGUGGAAAGUCCAUGAUUAGCUCCAUGAGUCUCAUGGGAGGAAGCAGUGGUGCCCCACUGUAUGACAGAAACCAUGUUACUGGAGCCUCUUCAAGUAGCUCAUCCAGCACUAAAGCCACUUUCUACCCACAGAUCUUGAACCCACCUCCUUCCCCAGCUACUGAUCGCUCCCUGUAUAAUGCAGAGAUGUUUUAUUCCUCAAACAUUCCUUCAAACACAAGAUCAUACAGGCCAUACCUUAUACGAGGGAUAGCUCCACCCACAACCCCAUGCAGCACAGAUGUUUGUGACAGUGACUAUACUACCAGUCGAUGGAAGGCCAACAAAUACUAUAUAGAUUUAAAUUCAGACUCAGAUCCUUAUCCCCCUCCGCCCACACCUCGCAGUCAGUACAUGUCGGCAGAGGAAAGUUGCCCUCCGUCUCCUGCCACGGAACGAAGCUAUUUUCACCUCUAUCCCCCUCCACCCUCUCCUUGUACAGACUCUUCAUGACCUCAACAGAAGGAACUUUUCCUGUAAAUAUUUUAAAAUAUGAACAGAUUUAAAAUAUAUAUUUUAUGAUUUAAAAAUAAAUCUGGGUGGGAAUUAAACAAAACUAAAUGUGAAUAAAAAUGGGUGGGAGGGAUGGGGCUGUGAAAAAUUGUACAGAGGAAAAAUAUUUAUAAAAUUGAUUUUUUUAACUUAA